This is a messenger RNA of Drosophila grimshawi, 1467 nucleotides long. It is a transcript of the gene PGRP-LE, whose product is annotated as peptidoglycan-recognition protein LE. Gene Ontology annotation, molecular function: zinc ion binding; N-acetylmuramoyl-L-alanine amidase activity. The record is from RefSeq and is a predicted model, not a curated record. Gene Ontology annotation, biological process: peptidoglycan catabolic process. The transcript is spliced from 6 exons. The coding region runs from base 256 to 1341 and encodes 361 amino acids. NCBI's taxonomy places the organism in Eukaryota, Metazoa, Arthropoda, Insecta, Diptera, Drosophilidae.
ACAGUGUGCUUGCCUCGGAUGACGAUCACUUUGUUCUUUUGUACCAUAUGUAAAACUGGUAAUCAGUUGGCAUAUGUGUGCAUGUAUUGAGUUUUUCGGGUUCUUCCCAAAUAAAUGUAAUCCCCAACUGUCCUGUCGGCAUUACAUUUCAUCAUUUCGCGCUGACCAGAGCCAGAGCGAUAUCCCCAUAUCUUAUCAAAGCGACGUCACGCGCUCUAACUCUAGACCUAGCACACAAAAUUGUAAGUACCAAAAAUGUCCAAUAUACCCAAAAUGACAGCGGCUCAGGAGCGCACCCGCGAGUGGUUGGCCGCACAGGAGGAGGAUGAGCUGGAAUCGAUAGCCGAGUCAUCCGUGGUGGACAGUUUGGAUGACUACAAAUAUAGCGAGCAUACGCAGGAAGACAACGACAAUUGCAGCGACAAUGACAACGACGAUGACGACGAUACUGGCGAAGAAGUGAGCACCAUCGCACUGGGCACACGAAUGGGCGCUAGCAAAGGCUCCAUUAUAAGAGACACUCUGCGCGAUCUCAUGAAUUCGAUCAACAGCAUUCAGACCGUUGGCAAUGUGAACAUCAGUAAUUCCACCAAUGUCCACAUUGGCAAUGUGACCAACAUCAACGGUAAUAUACAGAUCAUCGCAGAGACGACCAGCCACCCGCGCAGCUCACGCAAAGGGCGUCGAAGAGCCUCACUCGACGAAGAACCCGAUCCAAGCGGAAACGAUCGCGAGGAGGAACUGGACGAGGCGGAGGAGCGUAUCAAUUCUGAUGCUUUCAUCAAUAGCCAAAAAUUCAAAUUACCCAAAGAGCUGUGUUCCAUUGUGCCGCGCCACUCCUGGCUAGCCCAAAUGCCGAUCGAACCGCCCGUGAAGCUGCAGCGUCCCGUCAAAUAUGUUGUCAUAUUACACACGGCGACGGAGAGCUCCGAGAAGCGGGCAAUCAAUGUGCGAUUGAUACGCGAUAUUCAGUGUUUCCACAUCGAGAGUCGUGGCUGGAAUGAUAUUGCGUACAACUUUCUUAUCGGCUGUGAUGGCAACAUAUAUGAGGGGCGCGGCUGGGAGACAUUGGGUGCACAUACCAUGGGCUACAACAAAAUUGCCCUAGGCAUUGGUUUCAUUGGCUGCUUCAUGCGUAGCCUGCCCACGCCGGAUGCGUUGCACAUGUGCCGCAAUCUGUUGGCUCGUGGCGUCGAAGAUGGACACAUUGCCACAAAUUAUCGCCUAAUUUGCCACUGCCAAUGCAACUCGACAGAGAGUCCCGGUCGUCGGCUAUUCGAAGAGAUCCAGACUUGGCCGCAUUUCUACAAUCUUGCCCAGGACGGACAAAGCAGUAUAUAAAUAUGAAUAUUGGUGAUUGUCGCGUUCUAAUAACUCAGUAUAAAUUGUUUCGUGUUUGUUCUGUUGCAUUUCUGUUCGCAUUACAACAAAAACAAAAAACCAAAUAAAAAUAAAUAUAUAUUUAUA